CUUCUUGGACUUGGACUGCACCCAGCAGCACUACUCCACGGUGAUAUGCGGAGAUCUGGUACGUAGGUAUAGGUAGGCACGCGCCGUCACAACAACGCGCGGCGACUUGAUCCCACGGACGUGCCGAUGGUUGACUCCGGCGUGUGGAUAGUUCUCGGCGUCGUCGCGCUGGUGGUGGUGGUGGUGCUCGCGGUCGCGUGGGCGGUGCGCUGCGCCGUCGCCCGGCGCCGCGCCGAGGAGGCGAAGGAGGGCGUCGGCGUCGGCGUCGGCGCGGGGCUGCUGGACAAGGAGGCCGUCGCCGUCGCCGUCGAAGUCGAGGCCAAGCGCGAGGAGCCGCUGUGCGCAAUCUGCAAGGGGCCGCUGGCGGUGGGCGGGGGCAGGUGCCGGCGGCUGCGCGCGUGCGGCCACGUCUACCACGCCGAGUGCGUCGACCUCUGGCUCCAGCGCAAGCCGAUCUGUCCGCUGUGCCGGGCCGGCGUCGUGCUGUCGCGCACGGACAUCGUCGACGCAAUCGUGUGA
This is a messenger RNA of Hordeum vulgare subsp. vulgare (domesticated barley), 519 nucleotides long. Its product is annotated as E3 ubiquitin-protein ligase Os03g0188200-like. The record is from RefSeq and is a predicted model, not a curated record. The transcript has a single exon. Bases 127 to 519 code for a protein of 130 amino acids. NCBI's taxonomy places the organism in Eukaryota, Viridiplantae, Streptophyta, Magnoliopsida, Poales, Poaceae.